Gossypium raimondii (Peruvian cotton) is the source of this 2261-nucleotide messenger RNA. RefSeq lists its product as uncharacterized. Gene Ontology annotation, molecular function: protein binding. NCBI's taxonomy places the organism in Eukaryota, Viridiplantae, Streptophyta, Magnoliopsida, Malvales, Malvaceae. The record is from RefSeq and is a predicted model, not a curated record. The transcript is spliced from 5 exons. Gene Ontology annotation, cellular component: Cul4-RING E3 ubiquitin ligase complex; cytoplasm. The coding region runs from base 68 to 1504 and encodes 478 amino acids.
AAGUCACCAAGCAAAGAACAAGAACUGAACUGUAAAAAAGAAAAUUCCGUUCCGAAAAAUUGAAACAAUGGAGACGACAAAUUUCAAGAGAAUCAAACAUGGUUUUUUCCCAGAAAUCAUCAACCGUGAAAUGAGAAUUUCUUCCCCACAAACUUUUUCUCGCCAUUUCUCUUCUUCACAGGUUAUAGUAGAAAAAAUCGAUCUUUAUGGGAAACUAAAUGGCCAUGAAGGAUGUGUAAACACUGUGGAAUUCAACUUUAAUGGUGAUAUCUUGGUUUCAGGUUCUGAUGAUAAGCAUGUUAUGUUAUGGAAUUGGGCAACUAAAACCAAAACACUUUGUUAUGCUUCUGGUCACUUAGACAAUAUAUUCCAAGCUAGAAUUAUGCCUUUAACUGAUGAUAAGAGAAUAAUCACUUCUUCUGCUGAUGGUCAGGUGAGGCUUGGAGAGAUUUUGGUGAAUGGUCAAGUUAAGACAAGAAGGUUGGGAAAGCACCAAGGUCGUGUACACAGCCUUGCUGUCGAGCCAGGAAGUCCGCACAUAUUCUUUAGUUGUGGUGAAGACGGCUUAGUUCAACAUUAUGAUCUGCGAUGUGGUUCGGCUUCGAAGCUUUUCCAUUGCUUCUCAUUCAAAGAAACUAAUAGUCCGCCUUUAAACAUAAGGUUAAAUGCCAUUAUAAUUGAUCCAAGGAAUCCAAAUUACUUUGCUAUUGGAGGUUCCGAUGAAUAUGCACGCGUCUAUGAUAUCAGAAGAUAUCGAUCGGAUGGAUCUAAUGUUUCGGAUGAACCCGUGAACUUAUUUUGCCCUCGCCAUCUGCUUCACUCUAACCAUGUUCAUAUUACAGGAUUAGCUUAUUCUAAAGCAAGUGAACUUCUUAUUUCUUACAACGAUGAGCUGAUUUAUUUAUUCCAAAAGAACAUGGGGCUCGGACCUUCUCCGCUAUCUCUUGAGUCUGAAACUCAGCUGAGCAAUGAGGAGCCGCAAGUUUAUGCGGGUCAUAGAAACUCACGAACCGUCAAAGGAGUGAGUUUUUUUGGCCCCAAAGAUGAAUAUGUGAUGAGUGGUUCUGAUUGUGGGCAUAUAUUUAUUUGGAGGAAGAAGGAUGCUAAGCUUGUUCGAGUAAUGGUAGGUGAUCGGCGUAUAGUAAAUCAUCUUGAGCCUCAUCCGUGCAUGCCAUUUUUAGCUACAUGUGGAUUUGAUAAAGAUGUAAAGCUUUGGGCUCCUAUGGCUGGUGAUGCUCCUGCACUUCCUAAAAACUUGAAGAAGAUUACGGAAUCUAAUAGACAGAAUAGAGAAGACCAGUCCCCGGCAACACUUGCCCCCGAUGUUAUAAUGCAUGUUGUCCGCCUACAGAGGCGGCAGAUGUUUGGAUAUGUUGAAAGAAGGUAUAGUAGAUCUGAUCUCGAAAGUGAUGAAGAAGAUGGGGAUGAAGAUUAUAUUUCAGGGCUCGCAAAUGACAUCACAUUUUCGGAAGAGUAUCCUGGUGAGAACUUCGGAGAUUGCUAGAUCAGCUAAUGUCUUGUAAGUUUGAAAGUAUGGAAAUUUCAAGUUCUUCCGGUUUUAUUUAUUGUAAAAAGUUCCGAUAGUAUCAAAACUCUUGGAUGAUCUCUUGUAAGAGAGCUAACAGCGGUGAACAAUUUUUCACUCCCAGAACGGAGUCAGCUCGGGAAACUAGUGUUUGCAUACAGAAUGAAUACUUACAGGUAUUCCAAAUAUUAUUUCUUCCAUCUUGAUAGUGCACGAUCUACAAACAAUUCUCCACUGUCAGAUGAGAAUUUUCAGUCAUACAAGGCUUCACAAAAGUUGAAACUGAGCGCUUUGAUUGGAUUCGUGACAUUGUCAUACAAGGAUCAUCUUUCUAUCAAGAUUUAUUCAUGAAGUCUUGGUGUUUGGCAGAUCAUCUCGGUUAUUGGUUGGCAUGGAGCACGAAGAAAACCAAAAGUAAGUUCCCCAACUUGGAAACAAGUGAAUGUUUCAGUGUUUCUUAGAUAUACCGUGUUAAAGUAUCCUGUUACUUCGUUAGUUAUAUUAUAUAUCACUAUGUUAUUCAGACUCGGGUGAGUGUGUUGCACAUAUAUCUAAGGGUGUACAUUCAUUUUUCUUCAGUCUUGUCCAUAUUCUAGGUUGUGCGUAGUUGUAGAGAUAAUAAAUGUCAGUACGACACUCACAUUCAAGUUCGACUAACUUUGUAAACAAUAUGCUUUCUGUAUAUUUGGAUAUGGUUACCAUUACACCAUUUUCUAAUUGAAUUUUCUUCCACAAA